CCACGGAGGACAUCAUGGCGAGCGCUGCCCCUUCCUCGACCCACGCGCCGUACCUUAAGGUGUCCAAUGCACCCCCUGUUUACCAGAGCAAAGACGAGCUUCAAGCGUACUUUGGCAAGUUUGGGGGGUGCUUCGUCGCCGAAACGCUGAUUGAGGCACACCACCAGCUCAUCGAAGAAUAUGUGAAAGCCACCCAAGAUCCAUCGUUUCGCCUUGAAUUGGAGCAACUCGGUCGCGACUACAUUGGCCGCCCAACCCCGUUGUACUUUGCACGACGAUUGACGGAGCAUGCAGGUGGUGCCGAUAUCUACCUCAAACGUGAAGACCUCGCCCACACUGGUGCGCACAAAAUCAACAACGCUCUCGGUCAAGCUGUCCUUGCCAAGCGUCUCGGCAAAAACCGUAUCAUUGCCGAAACUGGCGCGGGACAACACGGUGUUGCUACUGCAACUGCAUGUGCCUUGAUGGGCAUGGACUGCACAGUCUACAUGGGAUACGAAGACACACAGCGCCAAUCUCUCAACGUCUUUCGUAUGAAGAUGCUCGGCGCGAAGGUCGUGGCCGUGAAAUCUGGAUCGCAAACGCUCAAGGAUGCCGUGAACGAAGCCCUGCGAGACUGGGUAACCAACGUCGACACCACGCAUUACAUCAUUGGGUCGGCAAUCGGACCCCACCCGUUUCCGACCAUUGUGCGGGACUUCCAGGCCAUCAUUGGCAAUGAAAUCAAGGCGCAGCUUGAGGAAGAAAUCGGCCGUCUCCCCGAUGCCAUUGUUGCGUGCGUUGGCGGCGGGAGUAACGCGAUCGGGAUGUUCCAUCCGUUCAUCAAGGACAACUCGGUCGACAUCUUCGGUGUGGAAGCCGGCGGCGAUGGUGUCGAGACUGGUCGGCAUUCGUCGACCCUGGUCGGUGGCCGCAUCGGCGUUUUGCAUGGAACGAAGACUUACGUGAUGCAAGACGCUGCCGGCCAAGUGAUUGAAACGCACAGUGUGUCUGCAGGUCUCGACUAUGCCGGGGUCGGUCCCGAGCACGCAUUCUUGAAGGAUUCUGGUCGUGCCAAGUACGUAAGCGUGACGGACGCGCAGGCGCUGGAAGGGUUCAAGCUCCUGUGCCGCGUUGAAGGCAUCAUUCCUGCACUUGAGUCGUCGCACGCGAUCCACUUUGGCGUGGAGCUGGCCAAGGAACUUGGCCCGGGGAAAACCAUCGUGAUCAACGUGAGCGGUCGUGGCGACAAGGACAUGAUCCAGGUCGCAAAGGUCCUCGGCGUCAACCUGGACGAAGACUUGACCGAUUCGACCCCUUAAGUUCUCAAACACGACGUCGUGUUGACGGGUGGAGUCGUCUGCAUGCGCGUGGAUUCAAAUAACGUCCGUGUGUGGACGAUCCAUGCGUUGACGCGCUGAACGGCGCCACUCUCGCUUGAUUCCCCGCAGGUCAUGGAAGGCUCCAAAGCAAGAGUUGCGAACUUGGAGUGGUGCCACUGGCACACUACACCGGCAUGUACUGAAUGAGUUGACGUCCUCGACAGUGGCGGCGCGAGGAAGAAGGAGGGGGGUCUCGAGGCCGACAAGGGAGUCGUCGAAUGGUAUCGCAA
This is a messenger RNA of Aphanomyces invadans, 1591 nucleotides long. Its product is annotated as tryptophan synthase, beta subunit. The record is from RefSeq and is a predicted model, not a curated record. Gene Ontology annotation, biological process: L-tryptophan biosynthetic process. Lineage: Eukaryota; Oomycota; Saprolegniomycetes; Saprolegniales; Verrucalvaceae. The transcript is spliced from 3 exons. The coding region runs from base 15 to 1301 and encodes 428 amino acids. Gene Ontology annotation, cellular component: cytoplasm. Gene Ontology annotation, molecular function: tryptophan synthase activity.